This is a messenger RNA of Drosophila mauritiana, 1442 nucleotides long. RefSeq names its product ubiquitin-conjugating enzyme E2-17 kDa (gene Ubc6). The transcript has 3 exons. The record is from RefSeq and is a predicted model, not a curated record. Gene Ontology annotation, cellular component: HULC complex. NCBI's taxonomy places the organism in Eukaryota, Metazoa, Arthropoda, Insecta, Diptera, Drosophilidae. Gene Ontology annotation, biological process: protein polyubiquitination; proteasome-mediated ubiquitin-dependent protein catabolic process; DNA repair. The coding region runs from base 177 to 632 and encodes 151 amino acids. Gene Ontology annotation, molecular function: ubiquitin conjugating enzyme activity.
UAGUAUCGGGGAAACAUCGGUUUUCGUUCCAGCUCUAUACCACUGCUGCCCGAGUUUGCCCUCAAUUAAAAAUAAAUUACAAAAUUUCAUCGUUACCGUUCGCUAAACGCAACGCAUUGCCCAGGCGUCCGAGUUCCAAAUCCAACACAACACGAGUGGUAAUAUCGCUGUGAAACAUGUCAACACCCGCACGCAGACGUCUUAUGAGAGAUUUUAAAAGACUUCAAGAGGAUCCACCUACGGGUGUCUCGGGUGCGCCAACAGAUAAUAAUAUUAUGAUAUGGAAUGCUGUGAUUUUUGGUCCACACGACACACCCUUCGAAGACGGAACCUUUAAGUUAACCAUAGAAUUUACGGAAGAGUAUCCAAACAAACCGCCAACGGUUCGAUUCGUAUCGAAAGUAUUUCAUCCCAAUGUGUACGCAGAUGGUGGAAUAUGCUUGGACAUAUUGCAGAAUCGCUGGAGUCCCACGUACGAUGUGUCAGCCAUAUUAACAUCUAUACAGUCACUGCUGAGCGAUCCCAAUCCCAACUCACCGGCUAACUCCACCGCCGCCCAGCUGUAUAAAGAAAAUCGGCGCGAGUACGAGAAGCGUGUGAAAGCCUGCGUCGAGCAGAGUUUCAUCGAUUAGCCAUGCGCCCACUUUAGGAACAGCAGCAGCAUCAGAAGCAGGAGCCACAAAACGAGCGGCAGCUGUUUUGAGGGCGGCCGCAGCUUAAAGCAUCAGCAAACUACAGUAACAGAAAUAUGCAAUACCAUAAAGAAGUUUAAAUUAAAUAAUAACAGAAAUAUUUAUGAUAAUUGUAAUGCUAUGAAAUUGUAACACCGCCAACGGCACGGCACAGCAGCAUAUAUACACCCUGCGCACACAAUUCGCCACCCGUAAAUACUGGGCAGUUUUAAGUUAUAUUUGUUUGGCCAAUAGUUAUACCUUGUCCCUAUCCCGAUCACCCGAUCCCGAAGGCAGACGCAAUUCACUUAAAAAAUUAGGAAGUCCUCUAUGACUGCCGACGCUAGUUGCGCCGGCAGCCAGAAAUAGGACUCUUAUAAGCUAAAAACUCAAAUGUUCUAAUUUAAAAAAGCAGCGGCAAUAAUGUUUAAUAAUAAAACAAAAAUUAUAACAACCAUUUAAAGUUUCAUUUUAGAUGCGCGCAAACCCAGUCCUGUAAAACUAAACUCAACCAAAGCCUAAACAGAAAUUAAUAUUUGUAGUAGUUCGUGUCUCAGCAAACACGUACACAAGAAACAUACAUUUUGAAUCCGCUUGAAAACCUAGUAAACAAUUGUCCAGUGUCGUCAUCUAUGUCAACUAUAUGUAUCUACCAAGCCCCAACAUAAACAUACACAUGCUACCUAGAUCGAAUCAUAAGUUUAUUGGCUACAAAUUGUGAAAUUACUAGAAAUUGAGAAUUAAAUGUUAGUUUUUAGGAAUGUAAACCAA